AUGGUGUUGGAAGUGGUUGAUCUGACCAAAUACGAAAGGGAAAUCCCUAAAAAGAGUGGAGCGUGUCUUUACUGCUGCAAGAGAUUCAACGUUCUUAGGCAGCACAUCAGAAUGAUGCACAAAGAAGCCAUCAAAUGCGGAAUUAAGGGCUGCACGACUUACUUUCAAACCGAGGAGGAAAAAGAGCGGCAUAUGCAGAAGGAUUUUCACGAGAAACAGAUCAAACCAUGCGAGAGCAGGAAAAUUCGUUGCAAAUAUUGUGUAAUCAUCAAAUUGUAUUCCAAAGUAAAAUCGUGGAGGGAGCACAUGAGACGCAAGCAUCCAAAACUGGUGGCGUGCACGCAAUACGGCUGCAAAGGGUAUUUCAAAUCAAAGCCUGAAAUGAUUCUCCAUGUCAACUCAUUCCACAAACGUGGCAAAAAUCAAGAUCUUUUCGAGUGCGAGCAUUGCGAGUACUUCACAAAGUGGAAACACUUGAUGGUGCUACACCAACAGGCGAAGCACAUUCCAAAGAAGUUCAAAUGCGACAGUUGCGAUGUCAAAUUCGGCUCGAAAGGGUCAUUUGGAAAGCACAUCAAACAAUAUCAUAAAUUCGACAAGUGCAAAUCUUGUGGCAAGGACGUGGCUCUCGGACUCAAGAGACGCCACAGAAGAGGCCAUCUGUUUGCUCCAAAUGCAAACUCAAAUUCACGUGCUCUGUUGCGAGAAAUUAUUAAAAAUCAUCAAGUUCGUGUCUCUAGUGAAGCCAUUAGAUGUUUCGAGGACAUAGUCAAGGACUCGGAUCCAAGCAAGCUCGCGUGUUGUGGCAAGACGACGGCGCUCAAACUGUUGGCCUAUGUCAUCCAAGAUGAAAACAUGGCAAAGCAAAGUUUCAGGUCCAGCGACGAAGGUUGCACGCGUCCUGAUUUAAAAGCCUUGAAUUGCAUUCAAGGUGUCCUGGCAGGAAAGCCUCAUCAAGUUUGGUUCAACCUGCAGUUGCUCAUCAAGACUCGUGUGUCGCACAAGAACUCAGUGAAUUUCUGGUGA
Cloeon dipterum is the source of this 1026-nucleotide messenger RNA. RefSeq names its product transcriptional repressor CTCFL-like. NCBI's taxonomy places the organism in Eukaryota, Metazoa, Arthropoda, Insecta, Ephemeroptera, Baetidae. The transcript has 4 exons. The record is from RefSeq and is a predicted model, not a curated record. Bases 1 to 1026 code for a protein of 341 amino acids.